AUGAUACCAAAAUUAUUGUCAAUAUUAUUUGGAACAAUCAGUACAAUGAUAAUAGGUUUCUAUUGGUACUCAGUUAUUUUUCGUGAUCGAUAUAUGAAAGAGGCUAAUGUGAAAUUAGAAAAAGAAAAGGAGAACAAUUAAUAAAAUAAUUAACCUUUAUUUUUAGAAUUGGCAGGAAGACUUUUAUAAGCUUGUUUAAUAACAAUCUUUUACAACAUUUUAAAGUUAAAAGUAAUGAAUCAAAUUUAUAAUAGGAUGAACGUGAUUUAAUUUUGGCGCUUUCUUUAGCUGUGUUUUUUUGUAUAAGUUUUCAAGUACAAUAUUAUACAUCGAAAGUUGUUUGGGAAUACAAGACAUGGAAUUAUUUUGUUAUAAAGAUGUGUGAACAAUUUAUUUCGUUCUCCACUCUUUCCAUAAUUGCAUACAUUUUUGUAAAGUGA
Paramecium sonneborni is the source of this 440-nucleotide messenger RNA. The record is from the annotation of a GenBank genome assembly. Lineage: Eukaryota; Ciliophora; Oligohymenophorea; Peniculida; Parameciidae.